Messenger RNA from Boeremia exigua, 1425 nucleotides. RefSeq names its product PQ loop repeat-domain-containing protein. Lineage: Eukaryota; Fungi; Ascomycota; Dothideomycetes; Pleosporales; Didymellaceae. The record is from RefSeq and is a predicted model, not a curated record. Bases 1 to 1425 code for a protein of 474 amino acids. The transcript is spliced from 2 exons.
AUGCUGCCCUACCGACUGCUCCAGUUCGACCAGCCGAGCCUGCCGCUGAACUGCGAACCGACAGACGAGCUGCUCGAGUCGCUGUCCAUCACCUUCAACACCUGCAUACCGUCGUACCUCGCGCUCGUAUCAACGCUGCUCGGCACGUGCAGUAUCGUGUCGUGGCUGUUCGCGCAGCUGCCGCAGAUCUACAAGAACUACAAGCUCAAGUCGACGUCGGGGCUCAGCGUGUACUUCCUCAGCGAGUGGCUGCUGGGGGACCUGACGAACCUGCUGGGCUGUUUGUUCACGGGGCAGGCGACGUGGCAGAUUGUCAUUGCCAGCUACUAUGUCUUUGUGGACUGCGGGCUGACGGGGCAGUGGAUCUGGUAUGAGCUGCUGCACCACGGCCGCCCGCUGCGCCCGAUCUGGGGCCGCUGGAAGAGCGGCGAGAACGAUGGCGGGAGUGGUGGUGGUAUGCAGCAGGUUGCGAAAGGCAAGACGCCGGAGACACCGGACAAGAAGGAUAUUGAGGUCCAGCACUCGGCUCCGCUCGACGCCUUCCGCAUCCCCAACUUUGCGCGCUCGCCCGGCAAUGUGAAGGAGUCGUACGCCGUGUCGCCCUUUGGCGGCCCGCAGAUCCUCGACUCCCCGGGCACGCCCUCGAAUCGCAAUAUCCGCCGCGUCGCGGCCUCGAGCUCACCCCUCGCGUCCCCCAAAACCCUGCUCUACAUCAGCGUGGUCUUCGCGGUGCUCUCGCACGGCACGCUCGCGCACCCCACGGGCCCCUCGCCCGCGCUAUCCCCCCUCAGCUCCACCCCUCCGAUGACGACCCGCGAAAUCCUCGGCAAAAUCUUCUCCUGGUCCUCCACCAUCCUCUACCUCGGCAGCCGCCUCCCGCAACUCUACAAAAACCACUGCCGCCGCAGCACCGCCGGCCUGUCGCCCACGCUCUUCGCCGCCGCCUUCUUCGGCAACCUGUUCUACUCGUCCUCGCUGCUCACGAACCCCAGCGCCUGGACCGACUUCCCCGCCGGCAGCGGCUGGGCGCCCGACGGCUCCACGCGGGGGGUCUGGAUCAGCCGCGCGCUGCCCUUCUUCCUGGGCGCCGCGGGCGUGCUGAUCAUGGACGCGGCUGUGGGCGUGCAGUUCGCGGUCUUCGGCGACGGGGAGCUGAAGGACGCGCGUGGGCGCAUGGUGCUUAGAGAUGAUGAGAUCGUGGUCGAGGUCGAUGAGCACGGGGUCAUGAAGAGGAGGAGGCUGCACUGGCGCAGGGUCAGUGGGUGGAUGCGCGGAUGGGCGCCGGCGGUCAGUGUCGCGGCGACGCCGAGCAGCAUCCCGAUCCGCACGGGCGGGCGGGCGCUGGACGAGGCGCGCGCGCUGCUGGGCACGAGUCGGCACGCGAGUCCGCGUAGUUAUGGGGCGCUGGGGGGGAGUCCGCGGUGA